AGCCCUCCCUGCCAGGCGUCUGCAGGCAGACCAUGGCAGCUCCCAGGACUCUGGCCCUGCUCUCUCUGAUGGCAGGCGUCUCCGGCCUCCGGGCCCCGGACUGCUCCUACCUCCGUCUCCUGGAGCAUCUGAACGUCACGUCCACCAACAAAGCUCUGGAACUGAGCCGCCCGGUGAGGAGCUGGACCAGCACCACGGCCGUCCGCCUGGACAUGCUGCUGUACGGCAUCCUGGACGUGGAUGAGAAGACUCAAACGGUCACCAGCCACAUCUACUACGAGAUGUCGUGGAAAAACGAGUUCCUCACUUGGAACCCCUCCGACUUUUGUGGGAUCGACAUGCUGACGCUCCCGAGAGACACGAUCUGGAUCCCCGACGUCGCCAUCCAAGAGGACGCCUCUGACGGCGGGAGCGUCUUCCACGACCCGGUGGUGGUGCUGGAUCCCGGCGGGCUGGUGGUGGCCUCCACGCGCCAGCGGCUGACCUUCACCUGCCACUUCGACCUCUCCACCUUCCCCUUCGACGUGCAGCGCUGCAACAUCACCUUCAACUCCAUGAGCUCUGAUAAAAGAUUCAUAGACCUGGGGACGAUGAGUAACGACAUCAUCCUCUCCAUCAUCUCGGAGCAGGUGAUGAUCACUCAGGGAGAGUGGAAGCUGAGGAGCUUGGAGACUGUCAUAUCUGAGCGGUUCGGUGGGUGGAACAGCUCCAUCAGCCUGUUGGUGUACAGGGUCACGCUGGAGAGGAAGCCCAUGCUGUACGUGAUCAUGCUGAUCAUGCCGCUGUUCUACCUGCUGGUCCUGGACUUGGCCUCCUUCUUCAUCCCCGAGGACGGUGGAGAGAAGCUGAGCUUCAAGGUGACGGUGCUGCUGUCCAUCUCCGUGCUGCUGCUGAUCCUCAAGGACAUCCUGCCCUCCACCGAGGAGCAGAUGCCCAUCAUGGCCAACUACUGCAUUUCCAUCUUCACCCUGGUGUGGAUCAGCGUCCUGGAGGCCAUGCUGGUCAGCUUCUUGAUGGAUCUGGAUCGUUCUGCUGCUGCGGAGGCUGAGAGGCCGGAGGAGGCUGAGGAGGAGGGGGACGGAGAGGGGGACGCUGAGGGGGACGUCCAGCUCAAGGCCGCCAGUCACAAAGCUGAGUCUCCUGUAGCCGAGGACGGGGCCCGGUCCAAACCCCCGGGCCGGCUCAAACAGCUCUGUGGGGCCGUGAAGGCUUGGCAGCGAGGCCGAGGCCGAGGACGAGGACGCUACCGACGGGUGGCUAGAAUCAUCGACGGCGUCUUCUUCUUCUUGUACUUUGUGACCGUGUUGAUUUUCGUGUUGUACCUUUUCCUCAUAUGGAUUUAAAAUUAGUCUUGAGUUACGUUUUUACGGACUGUGUUUCAUGUCAUGUCGUGAUCUGCCUGUGCAUGCUCUUAAACUUACUUGCUUAUUGCUUAUUUACCUGCUCAGUGAAGAAAAGAUCAAGUUCAAUUUAAUUUCACUUAUAAACUCAUUAAAGGUGUUUUUAACAC
Molecule: messenger RNA, 1510 nt
Organism: Cololabis saira (Pacific saury)
Lineage: Eukaryota; Metazoa; Chordata; Actinopteri; Beloniformes; Belonidae
Product: 5-hydroxytryptamine receptor 3A-like
Exons: 9
Coding region: 33-1343 (436 amino acids)
Biological process (GO): signal transduction; regulation of membrane potential; nervous system process
Cellular component (GO): synapse; membrane; neuron projection
Molecular function (GO): neurotransmitter receptor activity; extracellular ligand-gated monoatomic ion channel activity; transmembrane signaling receptor activity
Source: RefSeq, a predicted model, not a curated record